GCUCCUCUCCAAAGAUUUUUGAAAAUGGAGUCUCUCACAACCACUUAUCCUCUGAAAUACUCAGUGCCCAAAGCCAGGGUCUUUGUCGUCUUUCUGUCAAUGGUUUUGUGUACCGCCAUUCUCUGCCUGCUGCAACUCAGAUUUUUUAAACCUAAAAUCAAAGAUUUUUAUUCUUUCGAAGUCAAGGAUUCACGAGGAAGGAUCAUUUCCUUGGAGAAGUACAGAGGGAAAGCAACUUUGGUUGUAAACGUGGCCAGUUACUGCCAACACACAGACAAAAAUUACAUCGCGCUGCAAGAACUACACAGAGAGUUUGGUCCCUCCCACUUCACUGUGCUGGCUUUUCCCUGCAACCAGUUCGGAGAAUCAGAGCCUAGUUCUAGCCAGGAAAUAGAAUCUUUUGCCAAAGGAAACUAUGGAGUAACGUUCCCCGUCUUCCACAAAAUCAAGAUCCUAGGAUCAGAAGCAGAGCCCGCCUUUAAAUUUCUAAUAGAUUCUUCAAAGAAAGAGCCUCGAUGGAAUUUUUGGAAGUACCUUGUCAGCCCUGAGGGUAAAGUUGUGAAAUUUUGGAGACCUGAAGAGCCCAUAGAAAGUAUCAAGCCAGAAGUAGCAUCAUUAAUCAGGCAGAUUAUCAUGAAAAAAAGAGAAGACCUCUGAAAAAGCCAUUCACACUGUGAAUCCAUUCAACAACGUGGGUGCACAGCCUUACUACGUUCCUGGGAAAUGCUGCUAGAAUCUUAACCAUCAAGUGAUUUUACUUCUCUUUGGUGUUAGCAUUUUCAGCUACAGUAUGUCUAUUAAUAUUGGACUGGCUCCUGCAGCAGUCUUGAGAACCACUGAAGUUACCAAGAAUAGCAAGACACUCAGUACUUUGCAGGGAUGGACCUUCAAUUUGCAUAAAGUUUCUGGAUGUUUCUUUAAAUUGCUGACAAUAGCUAAUUACAAUUGUCACCAGAAGGGAGAUAAGUAAAAAGAGCAUUUGUUGUUAAAUUACUCAGUAUUUGCACAGAAGAAUUUUGUUUCCCAUCUAUCAGUAACAUACAGAUUUUGAUAUUCCAUUAACACAUAAUUGCCCUGACUGAAAGACCUGAGGCCCAGAGGCACCAUGGCAGGGUUUUUAGAAACAAAUGCAACUGGAGAUACUAGCUUUGCAAUAUCUUCUCAAGGAAGAUUACUGACUUGUGAAGCUGUCAACUUAGUUGUAAAAAAAAUGUACAUAGAAAAUAAAAUUAUUAAAAGAAAAGAUUGCAA
Molecule: messenger RNA, 1251 nt
Organism: Tyto alba (common barn owl)
Lineage: Eukaryota; Metazoa; Chordata; Aves; Strigiformes; Tytonidae
Gene: GPX8
Product: glutathione peroxidase 8 (putative)
Exons: 3
Coding region: 25-657 (210 amino acids)
Biological process (GO): response to oxidative stress
Molecular function (GO): glutathione peroxidase activity
Source: RefSeq, a predicted model, not a curated record